Messenger RNA from Aspergillus puulaauensis, 915 nucleotides. RefSeq lists its product as uncharacterized. Bases 1 to 915 code for a protein of 304 amino acids. The record is from RefSeq and is a predicted model, not a curated record. Gene Ontology annotation, cellular component: nucleolus. The transcript is spliced from 2 exons. NCBI's taxonomy places the organism in Eukaryota, Fungi, Ascomycota, Eurotiomycetes, Eurotiales, Aspergillaceae. Gene Ontology annotation, biological process: maturation of SSU-rRNA from tricistronic rRNA transcript (SSU-rRNA, 5.8S rRNA, LSU-rRNA).
AUGAUUGGCAAACGGAAAAGACAAACAUCUGUGGUGUCAAGAGCAAAGAAAGGCAACAACCGGGAGGACUCCCCCGAAAAGGCCACGACCGAACAGCAAAGCGCUCAAGAUAUCUUUCGCAAGUUCUUCGAAGCCCAAUUCGAGCCAUUAGAAGUCAAGGAGACCAGUACCGUGCAGCACGAAUCCCAAUCCGAAUCCGAUGACGACGGUGAGAAUGGUAGCGGUGCAGAUUCUGAGUCGGAGUCAGAGUCUGAGUCCGAAUGGAGCGGCAUUGACGGCGCGGAGACUGAAAACACUCCGGUCGAGGUAGUUGAGUACCAGGCGCCUUCCCGUGGGGCGGACAACCUGAUAGACAAGAAGGCUCGAAAGGCGUUUAUGACAGCGAAGCCGCCAUCCUUUGAUGUGGAUUUGAAGCCUACUACAGAUCACUCUAAGAAAUCUGAGGAUGAUGAGAACGAAAAAGAUGACGAAACGCUCAAUUUAAAGAAUGAUCUUGCGCUUCAGCGACUUCUGAAAGAAUCACAUCUUCUGGAGUCAGCGUCCGACCUGGCACCGACGGGCAAGAAUCGUCAUAAGGCACUUGAUUUGCGAAUGCAGGAACUUGGGGCUAAAAAAUCGCUCUACCAUCAAAAGAACAUGCCGUCAUCAAUGCGCAAAGGCAUCAAAGCUAAGGCUGUUUCAAAGGACGACAAGCGUCGACGGGAGGCCCGAGAGAACGGAAUCAUCCUUGAGAAACCCGCGCCCAAGAAGCAGAUGAGCAGCGAGCGACGUGAACGAGGAGUUGGGGGUCCCUCGAUCGGAAAAUUCAUGGGUGGAACUCUGAAUCUGAGUAAACGGGACAUCUCGCAAGUCCAGGCGUCGCGAAGAGGAGGCGGGAAGACGCGAGGCCGCGGAAAGACCAGAGGCCGUCGCUAG